Molecule: messenger RNA, 1398 nt
Organism: Penicillium hordei
Lineage: Eukaryota; Fungi; Ascomycota; Eurotiomycetes; Eurotiales; Aspergillaceae
Product: Zn(II)2Cys6 transcription factor
Exons: 5
Biological process (GO): positive regulation of transcription by RNA polymerase II
Cellular component (GO): nucleus
Molecular function (GO): DNA-binding transcription factor activity, RNA polymerase II-specific; zinc ion binding; transcription cis-regulatory region binding
Source: RefSeq, a predicted model, not a curated record
UCACCUUUCAACCCCCAUGUCAUUUUCGUCGCUACGAAUUGCUCAGGAGGCUCGCAAUCGAUUACUAAUUCACGACUCCUCAGCCAAACAUGCAGGUCACGACGGGUCAAAUGCGACGGAAAACGACCCAAAUGUUCACCAUGUCAACGCAUUGCGCGUAACUGUCAUUGGAUUCAAGAAGAAGACACGAUAACAGCGCCGGGAGUUCCAGUCUAUCAACCGGGCCCUUUGCGCUCAUCUGCUCGCCAUGAAACCGAAUAUCCCUCCACGGAACAUCCUGAAUAUGCCUUACAGGACCAAAGAGUUGUCAGGUUAUUCCGUCACUAUAUAGCAACCCUGGCCGCAUGGUAUGAUCUUAACGACAGCAAGCGCCAUUUCAAGGAUGUCGUUCCUGUCAGGGCUCGAUAUAAUCCACUAUUGCUCAGCGCCAUUCUCGCCUUUGCUGCUGCCAACCAACAUCGCACCCUUGCCGAAGUCGGGUAUCUUGAGAUGGCUGAAUUCUACCAUUAUGAUAGUGUGCGGAGAUUGAUCUCCCUCACCAAGAAUUUUGAUACCAUCCCUCUUGGUGAAACACUUGCCGCCAUUUGCCUUUUGCGAUCUCAUGAGAUUAUCACACUCGCUAACAGCUCGAAAACAUCUUCAGAGAACGUUAGCUCUCAAAGCCACUUGCAAGGAUGCUAUUCACUACUGGCAAGUCGGCAUAUUCAUCUCACAGCAGACCUACUCAGCGCAGGCUAUUGGAACUACCUACGAGAAGACAUCACGGUCGCUCUCAUAGAGCAACGUGGUCUAAUGAUCACUCUUUCCGAUCAGAAUGCCCCACCAGAACCAAAAGAGGAUGCGGACUUUGCUAAUCACGUCACAUUCUUGCUCGGCAAGAUUAUCAACCGGUGUCUUUCAGCCGAUUCACAAGCAUUGACCGCCGUCGAAUGGGAAGCUAUGAAGGCUGAUCUUGAUAAGUGGAAAUCAUCACUGCCGUCAUCGUUCGACACAAUACAGACCCCUGGACUCAGGAAACAGAGUAGCUUUCCAUCUAUUUGGGCACUUCGAAGCUGGCACGUUUCCACUCUCCAUUACUACCAUACCGCCAUGGGAAUUCUAUGGCUGGCCCAGCCUGCAGCUCAACCACUGAAAGCUCUCCAACGUAUCAAUGAUAUGGAAUGUCUGCGACGAAAAUUGGAAUACCAUGCGACUGAAAUUUGUGCCCUGGCCCUUUCAAGCGACUCGGCACCAGUCUGGGUCAAUGCUUUUGGCCCAAUCGCAUUCUGUUCCCCUUGGCUUCAUAAUACCCAGAAGCGGGUAGAAAUGGCACAAGAGUUGGAAAAGUGGGGGAAGGUGACUGGAUGGCCGGUGUCUAAUAUAGCAGAGGCUCUUUCGCCUUCAAACACGACCGUUUAA